GCAGUGAGCAAUAGUUCACUAGAUGUGGGAUACGGAGUGGGAUCUGCAGCAGAACAAGAUCAGAUAGCAGAUAUACUAAGAAAGUGUGAGACACAUGGAAGAAGAGAGACUGUCGACUGCACAUGACUCUAAAAUGAGCUGUGAGGAAUUGAUUUUUUGAUUGGACUGGACCCCACAGGCCAUGUGAGCCCUAUAUACAUUUAAUUUGGGAUAGCUGUGAUUAAGUCAUUGUGCUAUUUUGAGGGUCAAAAUUAUGACUUCGGCGCUUGACUAAAGUCAUUUUCUAAUUUCUGGUCUGAUUCUGAUCAUCAGUGGGAGUCAUUGUAAUGCUCUCCUCACUGAGUGGAGAAAGAGACGUGUUAAAAUUAGGGGACAUAGACAUGAAGGUGCUCUGCAGCCAUUUACUUUUAUGCCUCAGGAGGAUAGAGUGGUUCUACCCAUAACAGAAGAGAAGAGUUGAAGGAAGCCUGAGGAGAAACAUGCAGCAGUUUGGAUAAAGAAGAUCGGGAGAUCUGGAAGAAAAGGAAGGCGGGGAAUCAACAUUUAUCGGAAACACUUGCACACAAGGAAACUACAGUUGUGCCUCACGUCUCAAUUCCAGCUGACACUGUGUGUGUUGGACGGGCAAUUCCUGCGAGCCUGGUCAGUUUUGUAUGAGCUGGGCUGAUAGUGUGAAGCAAACGUGGCUGUGCCCCACUGAGGCAUGAGUGUGGGAAGGGCCCACCACCACAGCUUCGUGUCCUGUGAAGAAGAAGGCCUGAGACUAAGUAACAUGCCUGCUGUGUGCAGCUUCGGCAAUGGCAAGAUCCACACGAGACGCAAGUACCAUGGGCGGUUCGUCACCAAGACUGGCCAAUGCAACAUCCACUUCUCAAACAUGGAUGAGAAGUCACAGCGGUACAUAUCUGACAUUUUCACAACUUGUGUGGACAUCCGCUGGCGAUACAUGUUCCUGCUGUUCAGCAUGGUGUUUGUGAUGUCCUGGUUAACAUUUGGCAUGGCAUUCUGGGUCAUUGGCCUCCUACACGGUGACAUGGACCACGCUGGGGUGGACGACAAUUUUGUUCCUUGUGUCACUCAGGUCAACACCUUUGUGGCAGCUUUCCUGUUCUCUAUUGAGACCCAGACAACCAUUGGGUAUGGUGCUCGUUGUGUGACAGAGGAAUGCCCGGCUGCUGUCUUCAUGGUUGUCUUUCAGUCCAUCAUGGGCUGCAUCAUCGACGCCUUUAUGAUUGGGGCUAUCAUGGCCAAGAUGGCGCGGCCCAAAAAGCGAGCACAGACUCUACUAUUCAGCCACAACGCAGUCAUCGCUUUACGCGAUGGGAAGCUGUGUCUCAUGUUUCGGGUUGCUAAUUUAAGGAAGAGCCACAUUGUGGAAGCUCAUGUGCGCGCCCAGCUCGUCAAGCCCCGUUACACAGAGGAAGGCGAGUAUAUCCCCCUGGAUCAGAUUGACAUGAACGUGGGCUAUGACAAAGGCACAGACCGCCUGUUCCUGGUUGCACCCCUUACUGUCAUACAUGAGAUUGAUGAAGAAAGUCCCCUGUUUGGCAUCAGUAAGCAAGAUCUGGAAACAUCUGAUUUUGAGAUCGUAAUUAUACUCGAAGGGCUGGUGGAAGCCACAGCCAUGACGACGCAGGCACGCAGCUCCUACCUGUCCUCUGAGAUCUUGUGGGGUCACCGCUUUGAGCCCGUCAUCUUUGAGGAGAAGAGCCAGUACAGGAUAGAUUAUGCCUAUUUUCACAAAACAUUUGAAGUUCCAUCCACUCCUAGAUGCAGUGCCAAGGAAAUGGAGGAGAGAAAAUUCCCAGCGUCUGGUGCCAACUCCUUCUGCUAUGAGAAUGAGCUGGCCUUCAUCAGCAGGGAUGAGGAGGAUGAGGGAGAGGUAGAGAAAGAGGAAGACAGGAAGUGUUCAACAGAGCUGGUGAAUGAGCCGACCACUCGUAGAGGUGAGCAAAUGUCCUCAGGUAGAGAAUCAGAGAUUUAACCUUUGGCUGUUGCUUGUUUUGCUUGUUUUUGAGUGCAGAGCAAUGCAGGUAUCAUGUGAAGAGCCCUGUGACUGUCACUCCACUGACAUGAGGACACCACUGACGACAUUACUGCUGCAGGUGCAGGAUCAGCUGUACUGAUCUCCAUCAUACAAGCAAGACUGAAACUCACAUUUCUCACUGGAUGAACUUUGCUUCCCUGAGAUGGUUACUGAGCUUUAUUGAAUGCAAACAAAAACUGUAACGUUUCAGUUUGCAGAUCUUAGAAAUAAAAUGCAUGACUAUAGCAUAGUUUUGUAUGGAUAUUUUGAGACAUGUUUGAUAAUUUUGAUGGGACUGUCUGUAGGUGCUGUUCACAGUCCUCCAAAAUAUGAUCUACAACUGAGUGUGGAGUGAAAUUGACACUUUGCAGAUGACGUUUAGAAAACUUGGGAAUAUUUCUCCAGACUCAUCUGGUACAAACAGAUGUGGAGAUCAACAGUGGAUUUACGUGAACAUUAAGACUCUAAAUAUUCUACAUUAUAUAAUGUCAGUGGCUGAUGUGCAUACAUUCAGUAUGGACUAGAUGUAACUAUGGGAGACACAUGAAAAGGUAGAAUUACAAACAUCCAUCACAAAACGGGAAAACACAUUUAUGCAUACUAACAGGGAAAACUAUCACUGUCUUUACAUUUCAGCCAUCAGGAAACCUUUGACCUGAGCAGUAGAGGAGUAUGUAAUUUCUUUAACAGUUUACUAGAAACUUUGUUGCUGGAGAGAAAGCAGAUCGAAUUUGCUAAGCCCUGCUUCCCUGUUACUUUCCCUGAAGUAACGCUGGAUUAGGUAUUACUAUAGGUAAAGCUAGCAAGCCGGACACUCUAAUGUUUGCAGCUUACGUUAGAGUCAAGAAACACACUGGUUAAUCCAUUCCUUACACAAUUGCUUUUGUACUUUUGGUUUUGGAGAGGGUUAAAAAAGAGACACCAACUUCCACAGAACAACAUUUGGAGAAAUCCAAAGCUUGACAGGCCUGCUGAGCAUUGUGACGUUUGCUAAGCUAUGAUUAUGCAGUUGCUGGAGAUAAGCGAAUGGUCAACGAAAAUUCACUUCAGUUCUUCUCAGAUGCAGUAUUUGUUCUGAACAGAAAGUCACAACUGUACACUAUAUUUCACAGAUGAGACCUUGUCUCUUUAUAAAUGUUGUGCUGCAGGUCAAAAAGAAAUCAUUAUGACCUGUAUGAAUCUAAAAAUUCAAAAUUACCAAAGACAAAUGACACACACCUCAAAGCUGAGCCCUGUCUGUGACCUCAGGACAUAAAAACAAAGCAAGAACAGGACAGUUUUACAGUAAAGUCUCACAUUUUAGUAUUUUGGAACGCCCCAACAGGCAAUAGAAGAGUCUAAUUUAAGUCAUCUGCAGUGAAACCCUGUCAUGUGCAUGACCCAUGGGAGACAAAGUGGAGUAAUAUCGUGUCACAUCACUGCUCUAUAUUGAGUUAAAAGCCCAAAGCCAAAAAAUGAAAUAGGGAAGCCCUGACACACAACACCAAACACAGUAUACACAGAUAUACAGUUUUACCAUUUCUUCAAACACCUGAAAACUGAUUUAAAGCCAACACAUCAAUGACUCUUGAAUGUUUUAGAUUUACACGGAACAUAUGUUUUGGUGCAUUUAUAUGGUCUGUAAUCACUUGUGCAAGAUAGAUAUUUUUGUGACUGAUCAGGAAGUCUUUAACCAGCUCUAACUCAGAUUUAGAUGCAGUAUCGUGCAAUGAUAAUGUCAUUAUAGCUAAACAGAUAAUACACUUAAUCUCAUGGAUUUCAAAAGGUAACAGAUUGUGAAAAAAUAAUUGGAAAAAUUGCAAAGUUGAGUUUGAGGAUUAUGUCACCAUGCAUGAUCUCAGAAAUCAGAAAUCAAACCAUACCCUGAGAAAAUUUGUUGGUAUAUUAUUAAACCAACAGUUGUGAAAAACAGCGGCCCAGCAGGCAUUCAGGAAACAUUUGCUUAAUUGUAAUCAUGUGUUUCGUACACACAUACACGGCUCUGAGGGAGGACCGUGAGUGCCCUAGUUUCACUCUGGUCUGCUCAUGCUGUGGCAGAUCACACACGUGGCAACACGUAAAUUAAUUUGCUGCUUGGUAAAGUUACUGGCCUCCAAAAAAACCUUGGCUAGAUGCACUUUAUAUUAUUAUAUAUUAUUAUUAAUAUGUUAAUUUGGUUCUAGUAUCGAGUUGAUGUUAUUUGUAACAGCUUUUGUUGUUUAUCCGUGCCCUUGCAGUGGCAUUAUUUUCUUUCUUUCAAAUAAUGUACAAGUAAUGAAGAUAUUAGGUCAGACUGUGUAACCACAGUUUCACUUAUCCCAGGUGAGAUGAAUUAGUUGUCCCUCCACAUUUCUCAAACUAAAAGCUCCACGAGGGUAAACUUAUACACCUUACUGCCAUUUCAGCAAAUUCUGACACAUUUGUAUUUAUAUCUUGCUGACUUGUGCUGAAAACAUCAGAAUAGGCUUGUUCCAGAAAACAAAUGGUGGUUCCAUUGCCAUUUGUGCCAAGAGCAGGGCCAAGGACUGCCUGUAUGUAUAACGAGAAGGAAGAACUCUAAUCUGUACGUUUAUCAGGCCAUUAUUGUAAAUAAAUUGUUUCUUUUCUUUUUUUUGGGAGGGGUUAUAAUCUUACUACACUAAGUGUUAAUACAUUGUUUAAAAGAUCAGUGUGAAUAUCAUAAGUUUCUUGAGCAAAAAAAAAAGAAAGUAGAAAUACUCCCUUUGCUUUAUUUGACUGAAAUGACAUAAUAACAUCUUCUGAAUUGAAUUACUUUGACCUCUUCUUGCUGUCUUCCACUAAAUGCAUUUGAAGCAAUCUUGACUUUAAGUCGCACCUUACUUUCUCCUUGCAGGGUUUAGUUUGUUGUGUGAGACAACAACUUAUAAAUUGACAGACAAGUGAUAAAAAAAAUCUCCUGUUGAUUACAACAAUAAAAUAUAUUUCAC
This is a messenger RNA of Toxotes jaculatrix (banded archerfish), 4953 nucleotides long. RefSeq names its product potassium inwardly rectifying channel subfamily J member 12b (gene kcnj12b). Gene Ontology annotation, cellular component: plasma membrane. The record is from RefSeq and is a predicted model, not a curated record. Gene Ontology annotation, molecular function: inward rectifier potassium channel activity. The coding region runs from base 704 to 1984 and encodes 426 amino acids. Lineage: Eukaryota; Metazoa; Chordata; Actinopteri; Toxotidae. The transcript is spliced from 2 exons. Gene Ontology annotation, biological process: potassium ion import across plasma membrane; regulation of monoatomic ion transmembrane transport.